Rhinichthys klamathensis goyatoka is the source of this 1659-nucleotide messenger RNA. It is a transcript of the gene drd4a, whose product is annotated as dopamine receptor D4a. Gene Ontology annotation, biological process: adenylate cyclase-activating adrenergic receptor signaling pathway; adenylate cyclase-inhibiting dopamine receptor signaling pathway. The record is from RefSeq and is a predicted model, not a curated record. The transcript is spliced from 4 exons. NCBI's taxonomy places the organism in Eukaryota, Metazoa, Chordata, Actinopteri, Cypriniformes, Leuciscidae. The coding region runs from base 480 to 1607 and encodes 375 amino acids. Gene Ontology annotation, molecular function: G protein-coupled receptor activity; dopamine neurotransmitter receptor activity, coupled via Gi/Go. Gene Ontology annotation, cellular component: plasma membrane.
ACGAGAUUAUCACUCCCGUGGAUCGUUCCGGUCAAACUAAAGCGGAGAGACACCGGACGGUCAACCGGUGAAACGCGGGACGGAGAGGCUUUAUUUACAGCCCUAUUCACUAACUUUAACAAGUGAUGCUAUUAUAAAGAUAAGCGUUUUCAAUAACCUCGCGUCAUUAUAAUGAACCGCCUCAGAUAUUAACAGCGCGACGCUAAGCCGCUUUAAGACGCGCGCGCAGGUGGAUGGAAAUAGCGCGAGCUCGGGCUGUGAACCUGACAGAAAACUUUUGCGUCAAACAACGAAGAAUGAACAGCGAUGAUCUUAGAGCUUACUGGGACUCUCAGCGUCUUCUUUCCUUUAAAGACAAAAAAUAAUGGGACGCAGGUCGAAGUUUUCAGGAGCGCUCAAAUAAUGGCUAAGAAGAAACGGGUUUUAACGGUCAGUUUUAUCAAAGGAUUCCCAGAUGACAGGUUAUUAUAGAGGCAGACAUGCCAGCCAACCUCACCAUCUCCAGCCACACCACGAACUACAACUUCCCAGCGCUCAUUUUCGGGGUAUUAUUGAUCAUUAUCAUCAUAUGUGGGAACGUGCUGGUGUGUCUGAGCGUUUACACGGAGAAAGCGCUGAAAACCACAACUAACUACUUCAUAGUCAGCUUAGCUGUUGCUGAUUUGCUGCUGGCUGUUCUGGUAUUACCGCUGUUCGUGUAUACAGAGUUCCAGGAUGGAGUUUGGUCCCUUAAUAUGACCCUUUGUGAUGGACUGAUGACGAUGGACGUGAUGCUUUGCACCGCCUCCAUAUUUAACCUCUGUGCCAUCAGCAUUGACAGGUUCAUCGCAGUCUUUGUCCCUCUUAACUACAACCGCCAACAUGUGGACCAGCGACAGAUUGUCCUGCUUUCCGCCACAUGGAUCCUGGCCUUAGCCGUGGCCUCCCCUGUGAUGUUCGGCAUCAACAACGUCCCCGACCGGGACAACAGCGAAUGCAAGCUGGAGGACAACAACUACGUGGUCUAUUCCUCCGUCUGUUCGUUUUUCGUGCCGUGCCCCAUCAUGCUGUUGCUGUACUGCGGGAUGUUCCGGGGCCUGAGGAAUUGGGAAGAGGCGCGCAAGGCCCGGCUGAGGAACAGCAUGCAGACAUGCCGAAAGCUUCAGGAGGCCGCCGCCUCGCUCCCGCCCCUGUCUGGCCUGCCCCCCCCUCUGCCGCCUGUGAUCGAGAAAGACCUCACUGACACAGAGGAGCUGGACCACGAUCACUACCCCGAUCCUGACAGCCCAGAUCCGGUGUCCAUGCUCGCCUACCCUGCUGGGAACUACAAAGAUCAAAACCAGAACCGGCAGAGGAAGGGGGCGAAAAUAAACAGGAGGGAGAGGAAAGCAAUGAGGGUGCUUCCCGUUGUAGUAGGUGCCUUCCUGUUCUGCUGGACGCCGUUCUUCGUAGUGCACACGAUGAGGGCUCUUUGCGAGGAGUGUGAAAUCCCUGGCUUUGUCAUUAGUAUCGUGACCUGGUUGGGCUAUGUCAACAGCGCCCUCAACCCCAUCAUCUACACCGUCUUCAACACAGAGUUCAGGAAGUUCUUCCGGAAGUUCCUCCCGACUCUGCCCAACUGCUGCUAGCCUGAACACGUUCUCUGCUAACGGUUUACGAACAUAACAUACCCAGAAGUAU